AUGUGUUGUUUGAUUCUGGAGCAUCGAAUUGCUUCAUUACACUGGAGCGUGCCGAGAAGAGUGGCAUCCGCAGUAGCGCUAGCGAGAGCGCAUGCAUGGUCAAGGUGGCGGAAGGUGGAUUCUUGUCUACUUUGGGCCGUGCUAGAGUUGGGAGCAGUGAUCUUCGCGUUGAAGAUUUGGAGCAGUGAUCUUCGCGUUGAAGAUUUGGAGGUCUUACUUGCUGGUGAGACAGUACAGGUCUUCACGGAUCACAAGAGUUUGCAGCAUAUCUUCACUCAGCCGAUGAUGAACGCGAGACAGACGCGCUGGGUUGAGUUCUUGGCGGACUAUCAGGUGAGCAUUAACUACCAUCCGGGCAAGGCUAACCUAGUGGCGGACGCGUUGAGUAGACGGAGGUAUGAUUCCGCAGUUGAGCGAGAUGUGGAGUCUCUAGUUGGCGAGAUCAGUACCUUGCGUUUGUGUGCCAUUUCGCAGGAGCCUUUGGGUUUAGAGGCAGUGGAUCAGGCGGAUCUACUUAGCAGGAUCAGAGUUGCUCAGCAGAGUGAUCAGAGUUUGCUGGAUGCGACGAGAGUGACUGGUUCUGAGUAUGAGGUCUCUGCGAAUGGGACUAUCUUGGUUCGUGGGCGAGUUUGUGUGCCUAAGGAUGUGGAGUUGAGACAUCAGAUUUUGGGAGAGGCUCAUGCGAGCAAGUUUUCCAUUCAUCCAGGAGCGACCAAGAUGUACCAUGACCUCAAGAGGUACUAUCAUUGGGUCGGGAUGAAGAGGGAUGUAGCAGACUGGGUUGCGAAGUGCAACACUUGUGCCUUGGUGAAGGCAGAGCAUCAGGUUCCGGGUGGUCUUUUGCAGAGUUUACCCAUUCCAGAGUGGAAGUGGGACAGGAUUACGAUGGAUUUCGUGGUUGGACUACCUGUUUCGAGGACUUUCGAUGCUAUUUGGGUGAUUGUGGAUCGGUUGACUAAGUCCGCACAUUUCUUGGCCAUCAAGAAGACAGAUGGAGCUGCUGUCUUGGCUAGGAAGUUUGUGCGAGAGAUUGUGAGGCUGCAUGGAGUGCCAGCUAGUAUUGUGUCAGACCGUGAUCCCAGAUUCACUUCAGAGUUUUGGAGGGCGUUUCAGGCAGAGAUGGGCACUAAGGUGCAUUUGAGUACAGCUUAUCAUCCGCAGACAGAUGGUCAGUCAGAGAGGACUAUUCAGACUUUGGAGGAUUUGCUGAGGAUGUGUGUGUUGGAUUGGGGUGGCCAUUGGGCAGAUCACCUGAGCUUAGACACCCCUAUGCUGGACCCAAGUGGGGGAGCGCAGCAUGUAUGGAGCUACUUAUGUUCAGGAGACGACAGAGAAGGUCGUGUUGUGAGGCUGAACAUGAAGGAGGCUCAGGAUAGGCAGAAGAGUUAUGCAGAUAGACGCAGACGAGAGCUUGAGUUUCAGGUGGGAGAUAGAGUUUAUCUCAAGAUGGCUAUGUUGAGGGGUCCUAACAGAUCCAUAGCAGAGAACAAGCUGAGUCCGCGUUUUAUGGGUCCGUUUCCAGUAGUGGAGCGAGUUGGGCCAUUGGCUUACAGGCUGGAGUUGCCUGAGAUUAUGAAAGCCUUUCACAAGGUUUUUCAUGUGUCGAUGCUGAGGAAGUGUCUUCACCCUACAGAGGAGUUAGUGGCUAGGAUUCCAGAGGAUCUUCAGCCAGAUUUGACAGUGCCGGCAGUGCCUGUGAGGAUUUUAGAGAGGAGGGAAAAGGUUCUGAGGAACAAGAGGAUUCCCUUACUGAGGAUUUUGUGGGAUUGCAGUGGUUCUACAGAGGAGACUUGGGAGCCAGAGGCAAAGAUGAAGUUGAAGUUCAGGAAGUGGUUCGACAAGCAGGUCGAGGAGUGA
Microthlaspi erraticum is the source of this 1857-nucleotide messenger RNA. Lineage: Eukaryota; Viridiplantae; Streptophyta; Magnoliopsida; Brassicales; Brassicaceae. The record is from the annotation of a GenBank genome assembly.